This is a messenger RNA of Helianthus annuus (common sunflower), 1253 nucleotides long. RefSeq names its product methionyl-tRNA formyltransferase. The coding region runs from base 545 to 775 and encodes 76 amino acids. The record is from RefSeq and is a predicted model, not a curated record. The transcript has 4 exons. NCBI's taxonomy places the organism in Eukaryota, Viridiplantae, Streptophyta, Magnoliopsida, Asterales, Asteraceae. Gene Ontology annotation, molecular function: methionyl-tRNA formyltransferase activity. Gene Ontology annotation, biological process: conversion of methionyl-tRNA to N-formyl-methionyl-tRNA.
CAUUCCUUUCUUAGUAACAAUUGUAUAGGCUAUAAAUACUGUACAUGUUCCUUUUUAGUGAAUAUACAAGAAAUACAAAAGCAUUACUCCAAUUCCUUUCUCAUAUCUCUGAUUAUCAAAGUCAAUAGUUGCAUUGCAUAUGAUUGAUGAUGUUGAGAAUCUAUGCAUAUCAAGUGUUUGAAGAAAUGUUUGUCCUUUUUUUCUUGCAAUUUUAUUCGCCAUUGUAUAAGUAACUUGGUUAGUUGUUUAAGUUAGGGGUGUAAACGAGCCGAACUACUUGCAUGCUACUCGAAACGAGCCUGGGACUAAAAAUAAGCUUGUUUAGUAAACGAACUCGAGCUGGCUCAUGAGCCUAAACAAGCACGUUAUUUAUACAAUUUAUAAUUAAUAUAUUAAGUGUGUGUGUAUAUAUUAUGUUAACUAGUAAACUUUUACGCCAAUGUAAAAAUACAAAAUUUAUCUGGAUGGAGUUAAAAAGACCGGAGUAUCAUUAGCAUUCACUGUCCGAGCUCUAGACGCUGGGCCCGUUAUUGCACGUAAAGAAAUGGAAAUAGAUGACAAUAUUAAGGCUCCCGAAUUGCUUGAUCUGCUAUUUGCACAAGGUUCGAAACUUCUAGUUCAAGAGCUUCCGUCUAUAUUUGACGGGUCUGCAACGACAAAAGCUGAAGCGCAGGAUGACUCAAAAGCCACUUUAGCUCCCAAGAUAAGUCAAGAGGAGUCGUGGCUGUCUUUUGACGAAGAAGCGUCAAUCCUACAUAACAAGGAAGAGAGAUAGAAAACGUGAGGAGUAGAAAGAGAUGGUUAUCGACACAAAGAGUUAGAGAUAAGGAGUUAGAAGGGAGGGGCCGAGGACGGUGGUUCCGUGGCGGCGCUACGGCGGCAACACCAUCAAUGGUCCACCUCAAAACAGUGUCCGACGUCUACAACAAAUACCAUCAAUGAAUACUAUGGCUGCAAGGAGAUCGUUGAGGGUGUUUCACCACCUAGCCGCCGCCUCCAACGAUGGCGGCUAGGGUUCCGGCGACGUUUCGGGCAAUCUCUGGCGAGUCGUUUUCGCCAUGCAUGUUCAGAUGGGCGACAUCCGACCACCUAAAUAACAUCUUAGUUAUACAUUUAGACAAGGAUACCAACGAGCGAGAAGAAAUUAUAAUUUGUGAAGAAAUCUUCCAUAUAUAAAUCUUCUAUAAAUUGGUUGUAUCGGUGUAAAGAUAAGUAAUUGUAUCACUAUAUCAGUACAUAUCGUCUUUAGGGAA